This is a messenger RNA of Diuraphis noxia (Russian wheat aphid), 1064 nucleotides long. RefSeq names its product E3 SUMO-protein ligase ZBED1-like. Lineage: Eukaryota; Metazoa; Arthropoda; Insecta; Hemiptera; Aphididae. Gene Ontology annotation, molecular function: DNA binding. The record is from RefSeq and is a predicted model, not a curated record.
AAGAAAAUAAAUGUAUAAUAAUAUACUUAUAUACGUAUCAUAAAAAAAAUAUGUUAUACCUAAUACAAAAGGUGUUACAUGCAUGGUGGAAACAGUCACUUAAAGUCAAGAAAUCAGAAAUAAAAAAUCCUGUGCUUCAAAGGUUAAAGCAACUAGGUUUACCCGAUUUGAAACUAAAGCAAGAUGUAUCCACACGUUGAAACAGUAGCCUCUUAACGCUUGAACGGUUGGUAACAUUAAAAGAACCACUUACUUGUGUCAUGAUGUCGCUAAAGGAUGGUCCAACAAUGCUCCUACCAAUGGAAUGGAGAAUUAUAGAGGAUAUUAUACCACUGCUAACACCGUUUAAUUUGAUGACAACUGAACUUUCAGGCGGAAAAUACCCAACACUUGACAUGGUUAUUCCUUUAGUGAGAGGUGUGGAUAUUUCUCUUAAUUCUAAAACAAUGGAGACAGAAUUAGGAGUAGCAUUAAAAAGUAAAUUAAUACAAAAUAUGGCAGAUCGUUUUGAUUUGAUUGAAGAUAAUGAUAUUUUACCUUGUUUUGCAAUUGCAACAGUUCUUGACCCACGGUUUAAGAAAGUAGCUUUUACAAAUAUAGAGUUGGCCAAUAAAGCUAUACAGAAUAUAAAAUAUGAAUUAGCUGCAUUAAUUGGUGAAAACAGUGAGCAUUCAUCACUCAGACUAAAUCAUGAAUCUCAAGAAAACCAAUGCUUUAACUUAUGGGCAUUUCGACAACAGAAGUAGAAGAGGAAAGGACUACUUUAACUUCAACAACAACCGCUGAAACACUUAUAAACUAAUAUAUUAGUCUUCCUCUUGAAAAACGAUUAAGUAUUCCACUAGAUUUCUGGAUCAAACAUCAGUCACUUCUGGACUCAUUAUUUAAAAUAGCUGUGAAAUAUUCUACAACUCCAGUGACUUYAGUUCCCUCAGAAAGAGUUUUUUCAAAGACAGGGGAAAUAAUAGGUGCCAAAAGAAAUCGGCUGGAUCCAAAAAAUUUAGAUAUUCUAUUUUUUUUUAAACAAAAAUUUAAAAGAUUUAUCAUAGACAUUUUUAUAUUUA